AUGCCCAAAUUCGCUCAAAUCAAAAAAAGUGGCAAGAAAAUGGAUAGAGCAGCCGAUGACGUUGAUGUAGCGGUGUUCUCAUACAAGCGAUAUGGUAAAAAUUACCCAAAAUCGGUAAACAUCUCUCCGGAUUCGUUCAUUCAAAUGGCAUUUCAAUUAGCAUUCUUCAGGAUUCAUUCCGCA
Messenger RNA from Ostertagia ostertagi, 183 nucleotides. NCBI's taxonomy places the organism in Eukaryota, Metazoa, Nematoda, Chromadorea, Rhabditida, Trichostrongylidae. The record is from the annotation of a GenBank genome assembly.